AUGGGCGCGCAAUACGCAAAAACUUCCAAGAAUACCUUUCGUAACAUGGCUUUGGGCUUUACAGGAGCAAUGUUCGUCGCUGCGUUUGCGUUGUACGCUUCGAAGAAACAUAUUGACGGGCGGAGGAAAGCAGAUCUGGAGAGCUACGAAGCGGGCGAGUCUCCAAAUUGCUGUCAAAAAGUGGACAUCUGCGUUAACUAG
This is a messenger RNA of Lentinula edodes (shiitake mushroom), 201 nucleotides long. RefSeq lists its product as uncharacterized. The coding region runs from base 1 to 201 and encodes 66 amino acids. The transcript has 2 exons. The record is from RefSeq and is a predicted model, not a curated record. Lineage: Eukaryota; Fungi; Basidiomycota; Agaricomycetes; Agaricales; Omphalotaceae.